Molecule: messenger RNA, 954 nt
Organism: Orbicella faveolata
Lineage: Eukaryota; Metazoa; Cnidaria; Anthozoa; Scleractinia; Merulinidae
Source: RefSeq, a predicted model, not a curated record
AUAACCCCACACUAGUGCCGGUCUACACUAGUGUAGUGGCUUGAAUUGAUUUGGUUUUCCUGGUUUUGGAUUUCAACGUUUCCAAAGUUUUGACUUUGCCGAAGUCAAAUCCAAUAAGCUUGAGAAUACAUCCGUUGACAGGUUUUGAGCUAUCCUUGUGAUAUAUUGCCCUGGCAAGUGUAUAGUCUAUGUAAUGUUUGAAAUGUUUUUUUGUUCUAUUUAUUAUUCCUUUGCUGUCAUUCAGACAUACUGUCACAUGACAAAUGACCACAAAGGAUGGACGCUUAUCGCUCGAUUCGCAAACAACGACGACAAAAACUGGAUGCGUGACGACGGACUUUGGUGGCAUGACCAGCACGUUGCCAUGGAAACAACCACAGAUCCAUCCAUUGACUCUGACAUGGUCUCACCGGCGUUUUGGUUGGUCAGUGGCAGAGCGUUUAAGAUCGCGCACAGUGGCGACCCCAGUCACACUCCUUUGUUACAGACCACAGGUGACGGUUUGGCUGGACAAACAUUCCGAUCAAAAAUCACAAACUAUGGCGACUUUAGAGAUGGCAGAGUUUGGGCCAGUAACCAGUGCUUAGGAAGCUGCAUUGUUCAAUAUGGUGGUCAGCACAACUCAACAGACGGGUUUCAACAGGCUGAGUGCAGUGGUGAAAUUCAAAGCGCUAACAUCAUCGGCUUCUGGUGUGACUGGAUUAAUGGUGAUGGAUCAGUGAUGAUGAUCGGUGGAGGAGGAAGUUCUUGUGCACCUGGUGAACACGGGAUUGGAAUACCAGAAACUAAAUCUGCCUCGUUUGACGAAAUGGUUGGAAGCCUGGCAACCGAAUAUGACUUUGGUUAUGACGCAUUUACGAGGAAUGCCCCAUCCUAGUCCUAUUCUUUUAAUUUGUGGAUCCGUUAAAUGGGAUUCAUCAUUGAAGUGCAUCUAACCAACACUUUUUCUUUCGC